Molecule: messenger RNA, 2280 nt
Organism: Schistosoma turkestanicum
Lineage: Eukaryota; Metazoa; Platyhelminthes; Trematoda; Strigeidida; Schistosomatidae
Source: the annotation of a GenBank genome assembly
UUUGAAAGAUGUUUGAAGGCCAUGUUGUUGUCCACAUGACGACAGCUUGCCGCGAUUUUCAAAAGUUUCAGUGGUGAUAAAUUCACAAUUUGAUCCCAUCACCUUCUAAGUUUGAUUUUAGUGCAGCCUCAGCUAUUGGAUUAGGUUGUUUUUUUCAACAUCAUACUGUGCUGAAUCCUUUUUGUUGUAAAACAUAGUUUAAACCGAACGUCGAGGAAUUCUGAAAAUCAACUAAAAUUAUGGAAGGUCUACCUUUUUUGCCAGGAAAUGCAUUUAAGGACCCUACGCAAACCAAUUUUCACCUAUCUCACACGCUUGACGUAAAAAGUGGUCUUCGGUAUGCAAAAGCCUACCCAGAAGUUGGUAUUGGUGGUCGUCCACUAAAGGUGAACCAACUCACUGAGGCAGAACUAGACGAAUUAGCAAAUUUUCAGCCUACUUUAACUUAUGGACAGACGAAACAGUCUCCUGUUUCUGAAUUUGUCCCUGCCCAUGUCGCAUUGAGCAACAAAGUCCUUCGAUUCUACGGAUAUUUUAAGGAGACGGUUAAUGAAUCACAGAUUGAACACUACAGAGUCCGACAUGUUCAUAUACUUUACUUCCUAGAAGAUGAUAGCAUGCAAGUUACAGAACCAUCGCAAAAUAAUAGUGGCAUACCUCAAGGUAAAUUAGUUCGUAGGCACAGAAUUCCAAAAAACGAUUCCGGAGAUUGUUACAAUUGGCGUGAUCUAAAUCUUGCUACAAGUUUGGCUAUAUACGGUCGAGUUUAUCGCAUCACAAAUUGUGAUAAGUUUACAAAGGAAUUUUUAGAGAGUGAAGGAGUUGUUUUGAAUGAACCUGAACAAGAACCACUGGAUCCAUAUUUGGCUGAAAGAGCUAAACGUGAAGCAAUAGGUCUUGGUAAAACACCUUCAUCAUUUGAUAAACGACGUCAGUAUCUUGAACUUGAUCGUAAAGUUUUACGAUUUUAUGCUGUACAAGAUGAACGACAUGAAAUGUUCGGUGAAUGUCGUAAAUUUGUUAUACAUUAUUACUUAGCGGAUGAUACAUUGGAAAUACGUGAAAUUCACACAAUCAAUGAUGGCCGUGAUCCAUUUCCCUUAUUGUUAAGACGUAGUAAAGUACCAAAAUAUGAUACUGUUCCCAAUUCAUUUCCAAGUAUUAAUUUAGAACUAACUGAAAAUGAAGUAAAAGAAUAUUUCUCACCGAAAGAUUUUCAUCUUGGUCAAUCAGUGAAUAUACUUGGUCGAAAAUAUUUAAUAUAUGAUUUUGAUAAUUUUACAAAAGCAUGGUAUCAUAAUAAUUUUGGAAUAACAGAAUUCACUCCAAUAGAUGUAGAAAUUAAAUAUCCAGAAUUACCGAAAAAAGAAUUACCACCAUAUAAUGGCUUUGGAACAAUUGAAGAUAGUUUAGCCUUCACGAAAUCGUUCAUUUUAAAACCUCCCAAAGUUGAUACCAUAAAACACUUGGAUUAUGCACAAAAAGUGUUAAGAUAUGAAGCUCGUUUAGAUAGUGUUCGACCAGACGAUGAAUAUCGACGAUUUAUCAUAUCAUAUCAUCUGGGUAAUGAUAUGAUAUCGAUAUUUGAAGCUCCAACGAGAAAUUCUGGUUUCCCUAGUGGAAUAUUUCUUAAAAGAACAAGAGUGAUUAAACCUGGAACUACAUUAGAUAAUCCAAUCUAUUAUGGUCCGGCAGAUUUUGCAAUCGGCGCCAAAAUCGACAUAUUUGGAACACGUUUCAUUAUAACAGAUGCUGAUGAAUAUGUGAUGAAAUUUCUUGAAGCGAAUCGUGAUCAAUUUUCUGAUGAAUUAAUCAAUUGUUUACGUGAACAUUUCAAUCAAAAAUCGAUUAGGGAAAGUAAAGAUGUUUCUAGAAGAGACGUUGAUGAUAUUAACCAUACAAUGAAUGAAAUAAGAAUACAAUUAAAGAAAAUGUCAAUUACAGACAAAUGCAGAAUUGAUGAUAUGUUCCUAACAUAUGAUAAAGAUAGGCAAGGUUAUAUUGACAUUGAAAAUUUGAAAGAUAUGUGUAAGAAAAUUCAUAUUCCACCAGAUGAGGAUGCAUUGAAUGCAUUGCUUGAUAUCUAUGGCACUGGAAGAAAAAUGUCACUAGAACAAUUUAGAAGAUUUUUUGACCCAACAUACUUAUGAUGGAACGAACAUGAACAAUAAUAUAAUUAUGAUAAAACUAAGUUUGUGCCCUUGUUAAGUUGAUUUAGAAGAGUCGAUUAAGACACUAAAUUCCCGAUUUCUUUGAGUUUGCAAAACAAUACUACUUAAA